UCUCGAAGGGUUAACUCUCUCUCUCUCUCUCUACUAUCUGGGGUUUCGCUUAUUUUCUCUCUCUACUCUUCUCUUCUCUCUGUUGACAUCUCGCGUUUCUCUGUAUAUUCGAAGCUUCGGAUGUGUUUUCAUCCACCGCUCUUGUCUCUCUCUCCUAACCAGUGUAUAGAAGUAGAUUAAUAGAGGUGUGAUGGCGGCCCUAAGAUCGAGCAUGCCGUCAAGGUUACGGCAACUAUUGUCCAGCGAAGGAACUAUCGGUCCCUCUGUUAAACUCGACUCAGACCCUCCUCCUAAAAUAAAAGCAUUCAUUGACAAGGUGAUUCAGAGUCCAUUACAGGACAUAGCAAUACCUCUUUCUGGAUUUCGUUGGGAAUAUGGCAAGGGAAAUUUUCAUCACUGGAGGCCGUUGUUUCUGCACUUUGAGACAUACUUUAAGACAUACUUGUCCUGUAGGGGUGAUCUACUUUUGACAGAUAAUACUCUAGGAGAUAAUAGUGCAUUUCCAAAGCAAGAAGUUUUACAAAUUUUACGAGUGAUGCAAAUAAUUUUAGAGAAUUGCCAUAACAAGAGUUCAUUUAGUGGUCUAGAGCAUUUCAAACUCCUCCUUGCAUCAACAGACCCUGAGAUUCUAAUAGCUACCUUAGAGACUCUUUCUGCAUUGGUGAAAAUAAAUCCCUCCAAACUACAUUCAAGUGGGAAGUUGGUUGGGUGUGGCUCAGUGAAUAGCUGUCUCCUGUCUCUAGCACAGGGGUGGGGAAGCAAGGAAGAAGGCUUGGGUUUGUAUUCAUGUGUUAUGGUGAAUGAGAAGACCCAGGAGGAAGGCCUGUGUUUGUUUCCAUCUGAGGUUAACAAUGAUUGUGACAAGUCCCAGUACCGGUUAGGAUCAACCCUUUAUUUUGAAUUCCAUGGUGCUACUUCCCAAAGCACUGGGGAAGAUACCGAUGGUUCAAAGUCUUCUAGUGGGUGUGUUAUUCACAUCCCAGAGCUCGAUUUGCGGAAGGAGGAUGAUCUGUCGCUUAUGAAGCAGUGCAUUGAGGAUUACAAUGUACCUACUGAACACAGGUUCUCCUUACUGACCAGAAUCAGAUAUGCUCAUGCCUUCCGUUCUGCCAGAAUAUGCAGGCUAUACAGUCGGGUCUGUCUACUUGCAUUCACUGUCCUUGUUCAGUCUAGUGAUGCUCAUGAUGAACUAGUCUCCUUUUUUGCUAAUGAGCCGGAGUAUACAAAUGAACUAAUUAGGAUUGUGAGAUCUGAAGAAACUGUUCCUGGAACCAUUAAAACUCUUGUAAUGCACGCCUUGGGGGCACAAUUAGGUGCAUAUUCAUCAUCUCAUGAACGGGCAAGGAUUUUGAGUGGGUCAACCAUCAGUUUUGCUGGGGGGAACCGUAUGAUUCUCCUGAAUGUCCUACAGAGGGCAAUUUUUUCACUGAAUGAUGCUAUUGAUCCAUCGUCUAUUGCAUUUGUUGAGGCCCUUCUGCAGUUCUAUCUGCUCCAUGUUAUAUCUUCUUCAACUUCUGGGAGUGUUGUCAGGGGAUCAGGAAUGGUUCCCACAUUCUUACCCCUUUUAGAGGAUUCUGAUCCUAUGCAUAUGCAUCUUGUCUGUCUUGCUGUGAAGACCUUGCAAAAGCUUAUGGAUUACAGUAAUACGGCUGUGACCCUUUUUAAAGAUUUGGGUGGAGUAGAACUUUUGACCCAUAGAAUUCAGGUAGAAGUAAACAGGGUCAUCGAUUUGGCUGGAGGACAUGAUAAUUUAAUGAUUGUUGGGGAAUGCUCAAGGAACAAUGAUGAUCAGUCGUACACCCAGAAAAGACUCAUUAGGAUAUUGUUGAAGGCACUUGGCUCUGCUACUUAUACCCCAGCAAACUCUACAAGAUCCCAGAACUCCCAUGAUGCUUCCUUGCCUGCCACACUGUCACUGAUAUUCAGAAAUGUGGAUAAAUUUGGAGGUGAGAUUUAUUCCUCAGCUGUGACUGUUAUGAGCGAAAUUAUUCACAAAGACCCUACUUGCUUUACUGCUUUGCAUGAAUUGGGUCUUCCGGAUGUUUUUUUAGCUUCUGUAGUUGCUGGAAUACUCCCUUCUUCAAAGGCUAUUACAUGUAUUCCUAAUGGCCUUGGUGCAAUUUGUCUUAAUGCCAAAGGCUUGGAGGCUGUGAAAGAGACUAUGGCAUUGCGGUUCCUUGUUGAUGUCUUCACCUCAAAGAAAUAUGUAGUAGCAAUGAAUGAAGGUAUUGUCCCUUUGGCAAAUGCUGUGGAGGAGCUUCUACGACAUGUGUCUUCAUUGAGAAGCACAGGUGUUGAUCUAAUCAUUGAAAUUGUUAAUAGAAUUGCUUCUGUAGGGGACAGUUGUAUAGGAUCAUCAGGAAAAGUUAAUGGGAGUACUGCAAUGGAAAUGGAUUCUGAAGACAAGGAAAAUGAAGCUCCUCGCUGCCUGGUUAGUGCAACAGAUUCAACUGCAGAAAGCAUCACUGAUGAGCAGUUUAUCCAACUAUGCAUCUUUCAUGUGAUGGUUCUGGUUCACAGAACGAUGGAAAAUGCUGAAACAUGCCGGUUAUUUGUGGAGAAGUCGGGGAUUGAAGCCUUACUGAAACUUCUAUUGCGUCCAAGUAUUGUGCAGUCAUCUGAAGGGAUGUCUAUUGCUUUACAUAGCACCAUGGUUUUCAAGGGUUUUACUCAACAUCAUUCUGCUCCUUUAGCACGUGCCUUCUGUUCCUCUCUUAAGGAUCAUCUGAAGAAAGCUUUGAAUGGAUUUAGUGUGGCUCCAGGAUCCUUUCUGCUGGAUCCUAGGAUUACUCCAAAUAGUGAAAUCUUUUCUGACCUUUUCCUGGUUGAAUUCCUUCUAUUUCUUGCUGCCUCGAAAGACAAUCGUUGGGUAACUGCGUUACUUACUGAGUUUGGAAAUGAAAGCAAGGAUGUACUGGAGGAUAUUGGACAUGUUCAACGUGAAAUUCUAUGGCAGAUUGCUCUACUUGAAGAUGCUAAGCUUGAGAUGGAGGAUGAUGGCGCUGGUUCUUCUGCUGAGUCACGGCAGUCAGAGUUUACAAAUGAAACUGAAGAGCACAGAUCCAACUCCUUUAGGCAGUUUCUUGAUCCAUUGCUGAGAAGAAGGAUGUCAGGGUGGAGUUUUGAAUCACAAUUCUUUGAUCUUAUAAACCUGUACCGUGACCUUAGUCGUGCUUCUGGUCUUCCACAAAGAAGCAUUGAUAUUCCUUCAAACCUGCGACUCGGAGCCAGUCAUCAGUCACAUCAGUCUGGUUCUUCUGAUGGAGUUGGGGCCAGUGGUAGAAAGGAGGAUGACAAACAGAGAUCCUAUUAUUCUUCUUGUUCUGACAUGGUGAAGUCACUUUCUUUUCACAUUACCCACUUGUUUCAGGAGUUGGGAAAGGUAAUGUUGCUUCCAUCUCGUAGACGGGAUGAUAUGUUGAAUGUUUCGCCUCCUUCAAAAUCAGUGGCUUCUACCUUUGCAACCAUUGCACUUGACCAAAUGAAUUUUGGAGGUCAUGUGAAUCCCUCUGGAUCAGAGGUGUCUGUAUCGACAAAGUGCCGAUACUUUGGUAAGGUUAUUGAUUUUAUUGAUGCCAUUCUACUGGACAAGCCAGAUUCAUGCAAUCCUGUUUUCGUAAAUUGUUUAUAUGGCCUUGGGGUUGUUCAAUCAGUUUUGACCACAUUUGAAGCUACCAGUCAGUUGCUUUUUGCGGUAAACAGGGCUCCUGCUUCUCCCAUGGAGACUGAUGAUGGAAUUUUAAAGCAGGAUGAAACAGAUAAUGCUUGGAUACAUGGUCCCCUGGCCAGCUAUGGUAAACUUAUGGAUCACCUGGUGACUUCAUCUUUCAUUUUAUCUCCAUUUACAAAGCACUUGCUUACACAACCUCCAAUAAAUGGGGAUACUCCAUUUCCAAGGGAUGCUGAGACAUUUGUAAAGAUUCUCCAGUCCAUGGUUCUUAAAACAGUCCUACCUGUUUGGACUCAUCCUCAGUUUACUGAUUGCAGCUAUGAUUUUAUUGCCACGGUUGUGUCUAUAAUCCAGCACAUUUAUUCUGGGGUUGAAGUUAAAAACAUUUCUAGCAACAGUGGGCCCCGUACAGCUGGUCCUCCACCAAAUGAAUCAACUAUUGCGACAAUUGUCGAGAUGGGGUUUUCUAGGUCCAGAGCAGAAGAAGCUUUGAGGCACGUUGGAUCAAAUAGUGUGGAGCUGGCUACGGAAUGGCUAUUCUUGCAUCCAGAGGAAACCCAAGAAGAUGAUGAACUUGCUCGUGCACUAGCUAUGUCUUUGGGGAACUCUGCAUCAGACACAAAGGAAGAUGUUGCUAUUGAAAAUAGUCAACAAAUUGAAGAAGAGAUAAUUCAACCCCCUCCUGUGGAAGACUUGUUAUCAAUAUGUACAAAGCUUUUACAAAUGAAAGAAUCUAUUGCUUUUCCACUUCGGGACCUUUUGGUUAUGUUAUGCUCUCAAAAUGAUGGUCAAUACCGGUCAAAUGUUGUCAUGUAUAUUAUAGAGCAGGUGAAGCUUUGUAAUUCCGACAGUGGAAAUGGUAACAUGCUACAUGCCCUUUUUCAUGUUCUAGCUUUAAUUUUUCAUGAAGAUGCAGUGGCACGAGAAGUUGCCUCGAAGGCUGGUGUGGUGAAGGUUGCCACAGAUCUGCUGUCACAUUGGGUUUCUAGUUCAUGUGACACGGAGAAUUCCCAAAUUCCGAAGUGGGUAACAGCAGCUUUUCUGGCUAUUGAUAGGCUGUCACAAGUGGAUCAAAGGUUGAAUGCUGAUAUUGCAGAGCUGUUGAAGAAGGAUGAUGUUGGUGGCCAUCAGACAUCUAUAGUAAUUGAUGAAGAUAAGAAGAACAAGUUGCAGUCAUCAUUGGGAUUAUCUUCAAAGAAUAUAAGUAUACAGGAACAGAAGAGACUGAUUGAGAUUGCCUGUGGUUGUAUCGGGAACAAGCUCCCUUCUGAAACAAUGCAUGCUGUUUUGCAGCUAUGUUCUACUCUCACCAGAACUCAUUCUGUAGCUGUUAGUUUUCUUGAUGCUGGGGGUUUGCCUUUGCUGCUUUCCUUGCCGACAAGUAGCCUGUUUGUUGGGUUUGACAGUAUUGCUGCUACUAUAAUCCGUCAUAUCCUAGAAGAUCCUCAGACUCUCCAGCAAGCAAUGGAAUCUGAGAUACGGCACAGUGUUGUGACUGCUGCUAACCGACAAUCCAAUGGAAGACUUAUCCCCCGUAAUUUUCUUUUAAAUUUGACUUCUGUCAUCUCACGGGAUCCAGUGAUAUUUAUGCAGGCUGCUCAGUCUGUAUGCCAAGUUGAAAUGGUAGGUGAAAGGCCGUACAUUGUCCUACUGAAGGAUCGUGACAAGGAUAAAUGCAAAGAGAAAGAAAAAGAGAAGGAGAAAGCAGUGGAGAAAGACAAAACACAGACUACUGGGAAGGCUGCUUUGGGUAAUAUCAACUCAUCAGGUCCUGGAAAUGGGCAAGGCAAACUUCCUGAUACAAAUUUGAAGAAUGUGAAAGUUCAUCGAAAACCCCCUCAGAGUUUUGUAAAUGUGAUUGAGCUUCUAUUGGAUUCAGUUAUAACAUUCGUGCCUCCUUUGAAAGAUCACUCGUCGAUGAAGGAUACCUCAUUAGCGGACAUGGACAUUGAUAUGACUGGGAACAAGGGGAAAGGGAAGGCUGUUGUUUCUUUAUCUGAGGAAGAUGAGGCCAACCCCAAUAACCAGGAAGUUUCUUCAUCAUUGGCAAAGAUUGUGUUCAUUCUGAAGCUUUUGACAGAGGUUCUCUUGAUGUAUUCUUCAUCUAUUCAUGUUCUGCUUCAUCGAGAUGCUGAAGUUAGUAGUUUCAGGGGCCCUCCUCAACAUGCUCUUACUGGUCACUGCACUGGUGGAAUAUUCCAUCAUAUUCUUCACAAGUUUCUUCCCUAUUCCAGAAGUAUGAAGAAGGAAAAGAAAACAGAUAUUGACUGGAAGCACAAACUAGCAAGCAGGGGUAGCCAGUUUUUGGUGGCGUCUUGUGUCCGCUCCACAGAAGCAAGGAAGAGAAUUUUUAUGGAGGUCAAUAAUGUUUUUAAUGAGUUUGUUGAUUCUUGUACCGGUUUUAGGCCUCCAGGAAGUGAUAUCCCAGCUUUAAUUGAUCUGAUCAACGAUGUAGUUGCUGCUCGUACACCCACAGGUUCAUACAUUUCGGCUGAAGCUUCUGCUACUUGUAUAGAUGUUGGUCUGGUGAGGUCAUUAACUCGUACUCUCCAAGUGUUAGACCUGGAUCAUCCUGAAUCUCCGAAAGUUGUUACAGGACUUGUCAAAGUUCUUGAGAUAGUAACCAAGGAACACAUCCAUGCAGCUGAUUGUAAUACUGGCAAGGUUGAAAAUGCAACAAAACCUCCUGAUCAGAGUCAACUUGGUGGAACAGAUAAUGGUGGCAAUAUAUCCGAGUCUAUGGAAACUUCUCAACAUAAUCAGAGUUCUGCAGCAGCUGACCACAUUGAGUCUUUUGACACUGUCCAGAACUACGGUGGAUCUGAGGCUGUUACUGAUGAUAUGGAACAUGACCAAGAUCUUGAUGGAGGCUUUGAUCCUGCAAAUGAAGAUGACUACAUGCAUGAAACUCCCGAGGACACCAGGGGUGUUGAAAAUAGCCUUGAUACUGUGGGGAUUAGAUUUGAAAUCCAGUCACGUGACCAAGAGAAUCUUGAUGACGAUGACGACGACGACGACGAUGAUGAUGAUAUGUCAGGGGAUGAUGGAGAUGAAGAUGAAGAGGAUGAUGAGGAACAUAAUGAUCUUGAAGAAGAUGAAGUGCAUCACCCGCCACAUCCUGACACAGAUCAAGAUGACCAUGAGCUUGAUGAGGAUGAAUUUGAUGAGGAGGUGAUGGAGGAAGAGGAUGAAGAUGAUGAUGAUGAUGAUGAUGAAGAGGAAGGAGUUAUACUUAGGCUGGAGGAGGGAAUCAAUGGGAUAAAUGUUUUAGAUCAUAUUGAGGUUUUUGGUAGAGAUCAUAGUUUUGCCAAUGAUACUCUCCACGUGAUGCCCGUUGAAGUUUUUGGCUCUAGACGCCAAGGGCGUACUACAUCCAUUUACAAUCUAUUGGGGAGAACUGGUGACAAUACCGCUCCAUCGCAGCAUCCACUCUUGGUGGAGCCUUCUUCAUCACUACAGACAGCUCCUCUCAGGCAAUCAGAGCGUGAUGUCGGCCAUUCUGAUAGGAACUCAGAGAACAACUCAUCACGUCUUGAUGUUAUUUUCCGGUCACUGAGGAAUGGUCGUCAGGGACACCGUUUCAACCUGUGGACAGAUGAUACCCAGCAAACUGGUGGAUCAAAUGCAUCUGCAGUUCCCCAAGGGCUUGAAGAUUUGCUUGUUUCCCAUUUGAGACGGCCAGUCCCCGAGAAACCGUCUGAUCAGAAUACAAUACCCUUGGAAACUCAAAGUAAAGGUGAGGCGAGUCCAUUACAAGAAUCUGCAGGGAUAACCGCUGAAAAUCCUGCCGAGAUUAAUGGCAACAGUGAAAACAAUUAUGUGCCUCUGCCUUCUUCUAUAGCAAUGGAUAGUUUGGGCAAUGCUGAUACAAGGCCUACAAUAAAUGAAUCUCUACAGGGAACAGAUUUAGCAAGUACACUCUCUCAAUCUGUUGAAAUGCAGUUUGAACACAAUGAUGCUGUUGUGCAUGAUGUUGAGGCAGUGAGCCAAGAAAGUAACGGAAGUGGAGCAACAUUGGGGGAGAGCCUUCGGAGUCUGGAUGUUGAAAUUGGAAGUGCUGAUGGCCACGAUGAUGGUGGAGAAAGGCAAGGUUCUGCUGAUACUCGAACUAGGAGAACAAAUGUGUCUUUUGCGAAUUCUACUCCAGUAAGUGGGAGAGAUGCCUCACUUCAUAGCGUAACAGAAGUUUCAGAAGAUCCUAGCCAAGAACCCGAUCAGGGUGGUCAAUUAGAGGAGCAGCAGGUGAAUGGUGAUGCUGAUUCUGCUUCAAUUGACCCUACGUUCCUUGAUGCACUCCCUGAGGAGCUGCGUGCCGAAGUUCUUUCCGCUCAACAGGGUCAAGUGGCGCAGCCUUCAAAUGCUGAACCUCAAAAUUCUGGGGAGAUAGAUCCAGAAUUUCUUGCAGCCCUUCCGGCUGACAUUCGUGAAGAAGUCCUUGCGCAACAAGAAGCACAAAGAUUACAUCAAUCACAGGAACUGGAAGGUCAACCUGUGGAAAUGGACACUGUCUCAAUAAUUGCGACUUUUCCUUCAGAAUUACGAGAAGAGGUUCUCUUGACUUCCUCUCAUGAUAUCCUUGCCAAUCUCACACCUGCUCUUGUUGCGGAGGCGAACAUGUUGCGUGAAAGAUUUGCAAAUCGUUAUAAUCGAACACUCUUUGGAAUGUACCCUAGAAACCGUAGGGGUGAAUCUUCUCGACGAGGUGAAGGUAUUGGAUCUAGUCUGGAUAGAGCUGGUGGAAUCAUUGCUCGUAGGUCUAUGGGAAGCAAGCCAGUUGAAGCUGAAGGAGCUCCUCUAGUUGACACAGAAGCUCUGAGAGCCAUGGUUCGACUGUUUCGUGUUGUUCAGCCACUUUAUAAAGGUCAGCUGCAGAGGCUUCUCUUGAAUUUAUGUGCACAUAAUGAAACCAGAACUGCUCUGGUGAAAAUCUUGAUUGACAUGUUGAUGCUUGAUAUAAGGAGGCCUGUCAAUCAUUUGAGUGCUUCUGAGCCAUCUUAUAGGCUGUAUGCUUGCCAGAGUAAUGUAAUGUAUUCUCGGCCUCAAUCUUUUGAUGGUCUCCCUCCUCUGGUGUCUCGGCGUAUUCUUGAGACUUUGACCUACUUGGCUCGCAAUCAUCCUUAUGUGGCAAAGAUAUUGCUUCAAUUUAAGCUGCCUCAGCCACUCUUACAAGAGUCAGAAAAUCUUGAUAAGGCACGUGGCAAAGCUCUGAUGAUUGUUGAAGAGGAUGUGAUGGAAGGAAAGAACCAUCUGGAAGGAUACUUUUCCAUUGUGAUGCUUUUGAGCCUUUUGAGCCAGCCCCUAUAUUUGAGGAGUAUAGCACAUCUUGAACAGCUACUAAGUUUGUUGGAUGUAAUCGUGGAUAAUGCUGAAAGCAAGUCUAGUUUAUCUAAUGAAUCUGGCAUACCUGCUGCGGAACAAACAUCUGGUCCUCAUAUUUCCACGUCAGUUGCUGAUAUAAAUACAGUCUCUAGUGCCAUAUCCUCUGGCUCUGACAUUACAGCAUCUAAGCCCAAUGACGACUCCAAACCCUCUGCUUCUAGUGCAAAUGCGGAGUGUGAUACUCAAAAUGUACUAGAUAAUCUACCACAAGCAGAACUUCGACUUCUAUGCUCACUGCUUGCAAGAGAGGGCCUGUCAGAUAAUGCAUAUACUAUGGCAGCAGAGGUGUUGAAGAAGUUGGUUGCAAUUGCUCCAACUCACUGUCGCCUGCUUAUCACUGAGCUAGCAGAUUCUAUGCAAAAUUUGACCAAGUCUGCAAUGGAUGAGUUGCGCAUUUUUGGAGAAGCAGAAAAAGAACUACUCACUACUAUAUCAUCUGGUGGUGCCGCAAUUUUGAGGGUCUUGCAGGCAUUAAGCUCGCUCGUUGCCUCAAUUUCUGAGAAAGAUAAGGAUCAUCAAAUUCUAUCUGAAAAGGAAUACACUGCUGCUAUUUCUUUGGUAUAUGAUAUCAGUGCAGCUUUGGAGCCUUUGUGGCUGGAGUUGAGUGCUUGUAUAAGCAAAGUAGAAGGCUAUUCAGAUUUGCCACCCGAUUUAUCAAAUAAAUCUGUGAUUUCAUCAUAUAAACCAUCUGGUGUAAUGCCUCCACUUCCUGCUGGUACUCAGAACAUCUUGCCAUACAUAGAAUCUUUCUUUGUGAUUUGUGAGAAGUUGCAACCUGGGCAGUCAGUUGUGAACCAGGACCUUGGUAAUGCUCUAGUUUCUAAUGUUGAAGAUGCCACCACUUCUACAAGCCUGCAGAAAACUUCAGGGCCUGCUUUGAAAGCAGAUGAAAAACACCUUGCUUUUGUGAAGUUCUCAGAGAAGCAUCGGAAGCUCUUAAAUUCUUUCAUCCGGCAAAACCCUGGGUUGCUUGAGAAGUCUUUCUCACUCAUGCUGAAGGUUCCACGCUUUAUUGAUUUUGACAACAAACGUGCACACUUUAGAUCUAAGAUAAAGCACCAACAUGAUCAUCAUCACAGCCCUUUAAGGAUUUCUGUGAGAAGAGCUUACAUUCUGGAAGAUUCAUAUAAUCAACUGCGCAUGAGGUUGACACAGGAUUUGAAGGGGAGGUUGAAUGUUCAUUUCCAAGGAGAGGAAGGUAUUGAUGCAGGUGGACUUACCAGGGAAUGGUAUCAGUUGUUGUCCAGGGUUAUCUUUGACAAGGGUGCACUACUAUUUACAACUGUUGGCAAUGAAUCGACAUUUCAGCCAAAUCCCAACUCCGUUUACCAAACGGAACAUCUCUCGUACUUUAAAUUUGUUGGGCGAGUUGUUGGGAAAGCACUUUUUGAUGGACAACUUCUUGAUGUUCAUUUUACUCGAUCCUUCUACAAGCAUAUCCUCGGGGUUAAAGUGACUUACCAUGACAUUGAAGCUAUAGAUCCUGAUUACUUUAAAAACCUGAAGUGGAUGCUUGAGAACAAUACCACUGAUGUUUUGGACCUUACUUUUAGCAUUGAUGCUGAUGAAGAGAAACGGAUAUUGUAUGAGAAGACAGAGGUGACUGACUAUGAACUGAUCCCUGGUGGAAGGAACAUUCGAGUUACUGAGGAAAACAAGCAUGAAUAUGUUGAUUUAGUUGCUGAACAUCGUUUGACUACUGCUAUUCGUCCUCAAAUAACUGCAUUUUUGGAAGGAUUUAAUGACCUAAUACAUCGUGAUUUGAUAUCUAUUUUUAAUGAUAAGGAACUGGAACUAUUAAUUAGUGGGCUUCCAGAUAUAGACUUGGACGACAUGAGGGUGAAUACGGAGUACUCUGGGUAUAGCGCUGCAUCUCCUGUCAUCCAAUGGUUUUGGGAAGUGGUUCAAAGUUUCAGCAAGGAAGAUAAGGCUCGUCUUCUGCAGUUUGUGACUGGCACCUCAAAGGUACCUUUAGAAGGAUUCAGCGCAUUACAAGGGAUCUCAGGCUCACAGAAGUUCCAGAUUCACAAGGCCUAUGGCAGCCCUGAUCACUUGCCUUCAGCUCAUACUUGUUUCAACCAGUUGGAUCUACCGGAGUAUCCUUCUAAACAACAUCUAGAGGAGAGACUGCUGCUUGCUAUUCAUGAAGCAAACGAAGGGUUCGGAUUCGGUUGAGAAUAUUGCAUAAAGGGUAUACAUAAUGUACUCUGUAGAUAAAAAUGUCACAUGUCAAAAGGUUGUCAUGAAAUGAAGUUACGAAGUGAAAGAUUGCAUUUGAAUAUUCAAGUUGAUAAGGUGUUAAUAUACAUGCAUACUGUACAGUGUAUGGCAGUUUUUUUAAUUAUGCCAAUUUUUUCUUGUAUACUUGUUUCCUUCUUUUUGUCUA
Camellia sinensis is the source of this 11435-nucleotide messenger RNA. Its product is annotated as E3 ubiquitin-protein ligase UPL2. Lineage: Eukaryota; Viridiplantae; Streptophyta; Magnoliopsida; Ericales; Theaceae. The record is from RefSeq and is a predicted model, not a curated record. Gene Ontology annotation, biological process: ubiquitin-dependent protein catabolic process; protein polyubiquitination. Gene Ontology annotation, cellular component: cytoplasm. Gene Ontology annotation, molecular function: ubiquitin protein ligase activity; protein binding.